Molecule: messenger RNA, 1787 nt
Organism: Zerene cesonia (dogface butterfly)
Lineage: Eukaryota; Metazoa; Arthropoda; Insecta; Lepidoptera; Pieridae
Gene: Madm
Product: nuclear receptor-binding protein homolog
Exons: 10
Coding region: 342-1787 (481 amino acids)
Biological process (GO): protein phosphorylation; intracellular signal transduction; endoplasmic reticulum to Golgi vesicle-mediated transport
Cellular component (GO): endomembrane system; cytoplasm
Molecular function (GO): ATP binding; protein serine/threonine kinase activity
Source: RefSeq, a predicted model, not a curated record
UAUUUGUGUCGGACAGAAAUACGUCGAGAGUUUCGCCGGUGAACGAUUUAUUUCAAUUAACAUGAGUGAGCUCACUAGAGAACUUGCGUUGUAUCGCUGUUUAUAGAGAAAUCUGUGAACUUAAUUAUUCGUAGAACGGAACCAUUUAAGCGAGUGCUGCGUAACAAAUAAUGGAUUGGUAUGAAACAGUGACGUCUCGACUUGCAACCUUGGUUAUGGUUACAAGAAAAAGUGUAUUUUGAAAAUAUUUCCAAGUGUUUUCUUAGAGAAAACGUUUCGUGAGAUAGAAGUCGACUGUGCGUUUGUUGAGUUUGUUGUUGUGUUUUUGCGAAUUUGGUGUUAUGUCGGGCGGCAGGAGCAUCGACAAGGAGCGCAAGUCGCCCAGAGAAAGUGGGGAAGAUUCUGAGGAUGAAAGCGAAAUCCUGGAAGAAAGUCCCUGCGGUCGCUGGCUGAAACGACGGGAAGAGGUUGAACAGCGCGAUGUACCGGGCAUCGACUGCGCGCACCUGGCGAUGGACACCGAGGAAGGUGUAGAGGUCGUCUGGAAUGAGGUGCAGUUCUCAGAACGAAAGAAUUUCAAGGCACAAGAGGACAAGAUACAAAUGGUGUUCGAUAAUCUUACACGGCUGGAACACCCCAACAUCGUCAAGUUCCAUCGAUACUGGACAGAUACCCACAAUGACAAACCGAGAGUCAUAUUUAUAACGGAGUACAUGUCCUGCGGUUCACUCAAACAGUUCCUGAAACGUACCAAACGAAACGUCAAAAGACUACCUCUGCAAGCCUGGAAACGGUGGUGCACGCAGAUCCUGUCUGCUCUCAGCUACCUCCACGGUUGCGUGCCACCCAUAGUCCACGGCAAUCUGACUUGCGACACAAUCUUCAUCCAGCACAAUGGGCUGGUAAAGAUCGGUUCCGUGGCGCCGGACGCCAUCCACCACCACGUGAAGACUUGUCGCGAGAACAUGAGGAACAUGCACCUCAUCGCACCCGAGUACGGAUCAUCUCAAUUGGUGACACCAGCGAUGGAUAUCUACUCGUUCGGCAUGUGCGCUCUCGAGACCGCCGCUCUAGAGAUUCAGGGAAACGGUGACUCCGGCAGCCACGUCACCGAAGAUCACAUCGUACGGACCGUUGAGUCGUUGGAGGAGCCCAGGCAGAAGGACUUUAUAUACAGGUGUAUUAAUAAGGACCCCGCAAAAAGGCCAACGGCAAAGGAGCUCCUCUUCCACCCGUUGCUCUUCGAAGUGCAUUCUCUGAAACUCUUGGCGGCGCACACGCUUGUCAAUACUAGUGCGAACAUAUCGGAGACGAUAACGGACGAGGUGUGCGGCAGCGGCGGCGCGCUCGCGUGGUGCGUGCGCAGCGGCGAGCGGCGCGAGCUCGCCGCGCGCGACCUGCAGCCGCACAACGAGAAGCUCGAGAAGUUCGUCGAGGACGUCAAGUACGGCAUCUACCCGCUGACGCACGGUAACGCACAACCGUUCCAGAUGACGAUCCUGCUGCGCAUGGACGACAAGAUGAACCGGCAGCUCACGUGCGCCGUCUCGCGCCGCGACUCCGCGCACGCGCUCGCGCACGAGCUCGUGCAGCUCGGCUUCAUACACGAGGCGGACCGCGACAAGAUCUGCCGGCUGAUGGAGGAGUCGUUCCGCAGCAGCUUCGGCUCGCCGGCCGCGCCCUCGCCCUCCCCGUCCGCGUCGCCCGGCCCCCCCGCCGCCGCCCCCGCGCCCGCCCCCGCCCCCGCCGCGCUGGCGCACCGCGCGCCGCAGCACGUGGCCAGCUAG